Magnusiomyces paraingens is the source of this 1677-nucleotide messenger RNA. RefSeq lists its product as uncharacterized. NCBI's taxonomy places the organism in Eukaryota, Fungi, Ascomycota, Dipodascomycetes, Dipodascales, Dipodascaceae. Bases 1 to 1677 code for a protein of 558 amino acids. The record is from RefSeq and is a predicted model, not a curated record. The transcript has a single exon.
AUGUUGUUAAAAUCAAUCCUUUUAGUUUUCUUUGUAUCUAGUGUAAUCGCAGAUAUAAACUACCCCACAGUCACUGUCAACGGCAAUCAAGAUAUUCGAGGUGCAUACUUGGCCAAUGGUACUGUAGAGUCGUUUCGUGGGAUUCCGUUUGGACAGCCGCCGAUUGGCGAGCUCAGUUUCCGACGGCCAGUGGCAUUCAACGGGUCAUAUGCCGGAUUCAACGCUACAGAUUUCGGGUACGACUGUCCUGCACCCGACAUUUUGUCAAGCAAUUCUGGGCUCAGCAGUGCUGUAAUGCAGUACUCUGGGUAUCUUGCGCCAGAACUCAAACUAGGGCUGGCGAAAAUUCUUAUUAGUGGAGCCAAGGGCGACGACUGCUUAAACUUGAAUGUAUUUCGACCAGCAAAUACAACGGCCAAAGAUAAAUUGCCCGUGCUGGUGUGGAUCUACGGCGGAGCAUUCAUCUUUGGUGGAAGUAGCUCGUACAAGGGCGAAGUGUAUGUGGGCGAAAGCUUACAGAUGCAGAUGCCCAUGAUUUACGUGUCUAUCAACUACCGGCUAGGGCCCUGGGGGUUUUUGGGCGGCAGGGAAGCUGCAGAAGAUGGCAAUACUAAUGCCGGAUUGCUGGACCAGCGAUUAGCACUGGAAUGGGUACAAGACCACAUUGGUGAGUUUGGCGGAGACCCGCAGCGUGUUACGAUUGCAGGUGAAAGUGCUGGAGCCAUGAGCUGCGCGCACCAAAUGGUGAUGAAUGACGGGGACCAUACCUACAAGGGGAGCCCGCUUUUUUCUAGCGUCAUUAUGCAAAGCGGCGGAGUAUUACCGGUUAACAAUGUAAGUUCAAGCUGGCCUCAGAAAGCGUUUGACACGGUGAUUAAUGGGGUUGGAUGUGACGGAGCCGACGACAAGAUUGCUUGUUUGCGGACGAAAAACACGACGGAGGUGACCAAGGCAUCGUCCGGAGUGUCAAUGGUAGAUGCGUUUUUGGGCUUUAGUCCGCACCCGGAUGGUGACGUGAUUUCCAGCAAUACUUUUGAACUAUUUCGUAAAGGCAAGUUUGCCAAAGUACCGUACAUUACGGGCAACCAAGAAGACGAGGGGACGUUGUUCACGUCUCUGUUUUCCAACUACACAAGCGAAGCUCAGGUGAUUGGAUUGUUUCAGAGCUUUUUCCCGGACGCAUCUGCUGAUGAGGUGGCGGCGCUAGUGGCAUAUUAUCCAGAGAACCCAGCUGCCGGGUCACCGUUCCGGACAGCAUUGUUGAAUGCGCAGACUCCACAGUACAAGCGAAUUUCUGCGUUUUUAUGUGACUUGUUGUUCCAAUCACCGCGACGUCUAAUGCUUGAAAAUACGCCUAGUGACGUGCCCGUAUACUCAUAUUUGUCGUCGACUGGGUUCGGGACUCCAUACUUGGGGACGUUCCAUGCAGUAGACUUGGUAUGGCAAUAUACGUUGGAUUUUGGUCCGUCUAAGGUGUACAAACGGUACUGGAUUUCAUUUGCACAUUCUGGGACGCCCAACAACGGAACGGGACUGCCAUAUUGGCCAGAGUAUAGGCAGGCAGAGAAUGACCGGAACUUGCUUGGAAUCAAUGUGGCGACGCUUGGGCUUGUUGAAGAUAGUUUCCGAGAGGAUGGCAUUGGGUUGUUGAAAAAUAGUACUAGUUUGCAAGUGUGA